This is a messenger RNA of Acaulospora colombiana, 2484 nucleotides long. Lineage: Eukaryota; Fungi; Glomeromycota; Glomeromycetes; Diversisporales; Acaulosporaceae. The record is from the annotation of a GenBank genome assembly.
AUGGCUCGAGCGCAUAUCAAGUCACCCGAGUCGGACCUUGAUGAAGAAGACCCCGCACUCUUGGACUUGCAAGCGGUAGAAAACCAGGUUCACGACCUCGACUUGGAUACCGAAGAGCAGGCGCUAGAGGUUCUUUACCCCGAAGCGUUCGAAACUGUCACCGCUCCCAGUCCCUCUGGUUUGCCCGAGGAGAUGGAGGUGGAUGGUACUCCCAUGGAAGUGGAUUGGGAUAUCACUUCCCCAGUACCUCAUCUUCCAAACCUCUCUCUUCCGUCUGCGCUCUCGCGAUUCUAUUUUGGAGUACUCGAGUUGGUCGACUUUCCGGGAUCUCCCAUGAUCCUCGUCUGUUAUGCCUGCCGUAAGACGCUCAAGACCAAGGACGUCAGGCGUGCUCAAAGGCACUAUCGGGAGAACCAUGAAAAUUCUUCCUCUCUCAAGGUCACGCUACAGCCAUUCCCAAUGUUGACUGGUGAGAUGCCUGUCGACCUACCGGAUGGGGGCGUCGAUUCUGAAGAGGAGGAGCAAGAGCAAGACGAGGUGGUGGAUGAACUCAUGGAGGGUGACGAAGCACUGGACUCGCAAGACGAAGAACGGAUCCCGCUUAGAAAAUGGUUUCAGAAACACGCCAACACUCUCUCCUUCCCAGAGCCACGCCCUUCUACCAUCAUCCCGGCGAUUCCAUUCUUUCCACUCUUGGACGGGUUUUCCUGUCCGUUUCGAGACUGCCCCUUUGCGGCCUUUACGAACAAGCCGGUCGUUACACAUAUCAACCAAAAACACCGUAGAGAGUUGGUCCGUGAUGAUGAAGAAUACGAUCUGCGACCAAAAUGUGGACCCGUCCAAAGCCUCCACUACCGCCAGGGUCGAUUCUCUCCUUUUCGCAUCCAAGAUCCCAUCACCCCCACCUCCAAACCCCUAUCGAUCCAACAACUUGUCGCAGAACGACUCUGCUCCCGGAAAAAGGCACCGACGGGAGAGGUCAAAGGCUUUCAAUAUGCCAAUGCCUUCAUGCUCCGAUUUCGCUAUCGGAGUAUCUAUCCACAAGACGCCUCCACUUGGACUAAACAUGUUGCUCGUCUCGUUCCCAAGGUCAGCCUCAUCCAUAGUCCUCAUCAGACGGAUGAAGAGCAUAUGAUUGUAUUGGGCUGCCUCCUCUACAUUCUCAAGUCGGUCGAACCUUUGAAGGGCUCGAGUCUUAUCGAAUCGAAAAGAGACAACUCGUCAUUCAAGCCACUGGGGCGUCCCGAUUCCACGAUUCGCUACUGUCUGCUCUUUUCUGGAUGGAUUGUUUAUAUACUCCGAUGCAUACACGAUGGGGAGAUGGAUCCAGGCCUAUACAUUCACCCAGAGCACGCUGAGAAGGGAGCAGCAUUGAUGAAUCAAGUCCAACUCCUACUGCAGGACGAGCUAGCAGUUACCGAGCUGCACAAUAUCACCCAUCUCCCUCGGGAACAGUAUUAUGUCGGCACCGAUCCCUUCAUUUGCGACUAUCGAUAUGGCUCGACCAUCCUCAGAAGAGCACUCGGGCUCUUUGAUGUCAUCCAUACCCUCUCCAUGGCUCUCAUCACACAACCUCUCGAGGCACCUGCCUCUAUACCCGAAUUAGCCUUUCCUGUGGUACGCUUCUUUGCCUGGAAGGCCUGGGACGAGUAUGCCGCCUCUUUUCGUACACCAGGUGCACUCCAUGGUCUAUUUUGCCAGCUUCAAUGGGCGAUGAGGCUCGUCAUAUACCAGCAAUACCAACGAGACACCCAGCCACGGCAUGGAACUACACCCUCUCAAUACGGAACUCUCUGCCAACUGCACGACGACUACUUGCGACAGGAUACGCUGAGUCCGUUUGGCAUUCUCCAAGGCCAGGUGCGGUACAGUGCCAUCGUUGCGACUUCUAUUGCAUACGCACCACAAACGACCCCACUCUGGGAGGAGCGUGCCGUGUGCAUCAGUGGAAGGACCGUGUCCUUGUCGGUCUUUUCCGAAAUGGUACAGAUAACACUUGCAAAGGCGAGACAGCUGUUCGAGAGGGACCUCCUCUUUGGGCGACAUAAGGAGAUCUGUCAGAUGGAGAAUGGGUACAUCAAGCGGGACAAAGUCAUCCUUGAUGAGCCCGACAAAACGGGGCAUGGCUACACGUACUUUUCGGCCAAUCAGUGUUUUCUGAACUGCCUUGACCGCCUGGGUAGCUUUAUCGCCCAUGAUUCCGAGCUCAUGUCCUUCUUUACGCUCGGUGUCACACUGGACAAUCAAGGUGUCGUCUGGAACCUUGUGCGGAUCAGAAAAUGGCUACAGGCACACGACGCAUUUGUCAAGCUCUUGGCCGUGUUGAUAUACUGGGCAUCGGGGCAGCCUUGUCGUCUCCCAGAGCUCAUCAGUCUCUCUGUAGAAAACCUCCCCGAGAGACCCCGCAACCUCUAUGCCAUCCAAGGUCACCUGAUGAUCGUCCAGACCUAUCGAAAGGCCCUCUUGGUCGCCAUGCGAGACUAG